AUGAAGACUUCAGAGGAAUAUAGUUCUUACUGGAUGAAAAUCAUAAUGCUGACCGGAGCGAUGUUCGUCUUUUCCAUCACUGGAGGCCUUUUGGCUGGUGCCAUUCGAAUGAUUUAUUUGGUUAAGCUCAACAAAUCGCUGAUUCGCGCGGCGACCAAUCUACAUAGUGCCGGACAAAUUAUGAAAAAAGCGAUUCUGGAACCAUCGGUUUUGGCUGUGAUAGCCAAUGAGGGGAAUGGAAUGGAUUUUAAUGAGAAGGGCAAAAGCAAGGACAAAAAGGUCAAAACGAGCAAAAACUCAAAAAAAUAA
This is a messenger RNA of Caenorhabditis briggsae, 309 nucleotides long. Lineage: Eukaryota; Metazoa; Nematoda; Chromadorea; Rhabditida; Rhabditidae. The coding region runs from base 1 to 309 and encodes 102 amino acids. The transcript is spliced from 4 exons. The record is from RefSeq and is a predicted model, not a curated record.